Molecule: messenger RNA, 1431 nt
Organism: Lachancea dasiensis
Lineage: Eukaryota; Fungi; Ascomycota; Saccharomycetes; Saccharomycetales; Saccharomycetaceae
Source: the annotation of a GenBank genome assembly
AUGGCUAGCGUCGUUAACGUUCCAGAAAUUGGCUAUGCAUUUCUCAAAACGUAUUAUCAACGGAUGCACCAAGAUCCAAGCAAAGUUCAUCACCUGUAUUCUACCACUGCGGAACUGACGCACGUAAACUAUAAGGACGAGUGGGACCUGAACGGCGACGAGUUGCCUACUGUCAAAUUGAUCGGUAAAGAGAACAUAAGCAAGUUUUACACUAGACAUAGUAAAAAAGUGCGGUCACUUCAAGUGAAGAUUGAUACUUGCGACUUUCAAUCUGCUGGGGGCAAUAACACAAGCAUUUUAAUUUUGGCUAUGGGAGAAAUGUGCUGGGCAGACACGCCUUCUUUUCGCUUUUGCCAAAUUUUCCAGCUUGUACCAGUUCCUAGUAAUCCAAAAAUUUACGACCUCACCAACGAUAUUUUGCGAUUUGUCCCGCAGCCCAUGCUGCAAGCCAACGGCCUGGUGGCAUCAAAUGAACCAGUCCAGAGCAUGGGUGCUGAUCAAUCAGCGGCACAAGAGCCUCCAGCGGUUAAUACGAGUGAAGACGUGUCGGCCGGAACAACGACCACCCCUGGCCCCGCUAAAGAAGAAUUGAAUAGUUCAAUUGGUGAUGUUCACCCAGCUGCUACGGUACAUCCCUCGCCAAUGCCGGCAUCAGACCAAGAAUCAAGAGGAAAAGAUACACAGACGCCCAAGGACACUUCUUUGAUUCAAAAGCCAGAUGAAGCUGUAGCGCAACCAGAAAGAGCUUCCGAAGUUAACGGCACACUAGACCGCCCCGUCGAGGAUUUAGUCGACGAGAAAACUGAGGAAACAGCUCAAGGUACCACAUCGCCACCAGUAAAAAUUAACGAGACCACGAACGAUCAAAGCAUUGAGCCCGAAAAGAACAUCACGUCUCCGGAGCCCACUAAAAAAAUGAACUGGGCCUUGAAGCUGGCUGCUUCAGAGUCCAAGGACGUCCCCAACGUUACGACGAAGUAUAUUCGUGCAGAGCCAUCAGCCCCUUCGCCCGCCAAAAAAGUACCCGAACAAAAAUCUGUGUCUCCUAAUGCUCUUUCGCGUGAAAGCAGAGACGUAAAAAAUCCUAAAAAAAAGCAGUUUAAUCUUGUUAACAGAGAUGGCUUUUACCCCAUUUAUGUCAAAGGUACCGGCGGCGUCACUGAUGACCAGCUAGUAAGGGCAUUAGAAAUCGAAUUCGGCGUUGUCAAGAGAAUCUCAUCUCAGGAGACGUUUGCAGUUAUAGAUUUCGAAGACCAGCGAUGUCAAACAGAAGCCAUCGAAAGAGGUACACUAAAAGUCAACAACGUCGAGGUCCACAUGGAGCCCAAAACUGUGCGGAAGGUUGGUACACCUUCCUCCUCUCCUUCUUCGACCUCAUCAUCUGGACAGCGUUUCACCAAAAAACAUACUAAGAGGAAACUUAAUGCCUAA